AUGGCUCUUAUACAAAGAUUCCUUGUUCUUAUUCCCCUAUUCUUCUCAUUUAUUACUAUUGUUCUGAUUAACUUGGUGCUAUUUGCUGGUAACCAGCAGGGGUUCAUGGAGGAUUAUGCCAUAAUUAGGUUCAAUACAUCCGUGCUUGGCCAAACCAUCGUCAGAAAUAGCGACAGUGACAAUAAUAAGAGCAUCGUCGGCAAGAAUCUGGCUAGAGACAGUCUUGAUGACAGUCUUGAUGAUUUAUUUAACGACUUGACCGCAAACAUGGCUGCACUCCUUGGCAUUAGCGACUGGUAUUCUAUCCACAUUACAAACGCUUGCCAAGGUGAAUUCGUGCAUAACGCAACUUCUUAUGGCUCUCUCAAUACCACCAGUUGCACUCAUUUAUCUCGCUCAAACCAAUUCAACUUUACUAGAAUACUUAACCAAGAGAUGACCGCCGGACCCUUUGGUCUUGGCCUUGCCGACAUUAACUGGCCUGAUGCUAUUCAAGAUAAAAUUAACAACUUUAACAAUGCUUUACUGGCCUUUUAUAUAUUCUUCAUCAUAGGCGUUAGUUCUAGCGGCGUCUCUAUGCUGGCAGGUGUUUUAGUAUUUUUCUUUGGAGACAAAAGGAUUAUGCUUUUUGCAAAUAUAAUCCCGACAACUCUUGCUGCUAUAAUAAUUACGCUUGGCUGUAUUAUUAUUACAGCAGCUUCUUCUAUUGCUGUUAAUGCUAUCAACAAAGCUGGCGCCAAAAUUACCUUGGUGGCUGAUAAAGGUGUAAACUUUUAUAUUAUCUCUUGGACUGCUGCUGUUUUUAUAAUACUUUCUACUCUAUUUUGGAUAACUAGGCUUGCAAUACUGCGGAAGAAGGAAAAGGAGGGCUAUAAAAAUUUUUAAUUCAACGUUUAGUAUUCGUCCU
This is a messenger RNA of Trichoderma atroviride IMI 206040, 907 nucleotides long. The record is from RefSeq and is a predicted model, not a curated record. Lineage: Eukaryota; Fungi; Ascomycota; Sordariomycetes; Hypocreales; Hypocreaceae.